Messenger RNA from Bombyx mandarina (wild silkworm), 1290 nucleotides. RefSeq lists its product as uncharacterized. The record is from RefSeq and is a predicted model, not a curated record. Lineage: Eukaryota; Metazoa; Arthropoda; Insecta; Lepidoptera; Bombycidae.
AUGAGAAUUAAAUUGGGCUCGUUGGCAACAGCACAAGAUUACUACUAUACUCCGAACGUGUCACGUUCUACCAUACCCGGGAUAGCCGCGUACCGCUCCGCUCUGACCCUGGACUGGCUGGCGGCCGAGGACUCCCGCCAGAGGGAGAUGGUGGCGGCUUUCGAAACAGAACAGGCUCCUCCGAUGAGAAUGAUCUUAACCGAUUGCAUGGGCUAUGCGACACCGCCGAGCGAAAAGAUUGCUAGGCUUUUGUUGGAGCUGUUGAAGAAUCUUGAAGGCGACGAAGGUCCGAUCAUCUUGGACCUAACACAGGCUUUGAUUCGGGCCAAGCUACUCAUAGAAACGUCAACGCUGGAAUCCGAACCGGAUUUAGAAUCUCUGGUGAAGACUCCGAAUGUGAUGAUGGGCGAGCCACACAAGACCUUCCCCAGAAUCCUUGCUGCGGUCUGGUUGACCCUUACAGACGCCUCUACUACGACCAAGUACGGAUGGUGCCCAAUAAACAAGGUCACAAAAUAUUUGACGACAAACAAGCCGGUGAACAUUGCUGAGCACAUGAGGUCCUUGGACCCGGUCUUAGCUAGAGCCAGGUUCGUCAUGGAGGAAUUCGUACAGCACGUAACGCCCCUCAAUAUGUAUCAAAAGCUGAUCGGACGGAGGAAGGAGGUGUCCUUUGGCCAGAAACAACAAAAACACGGUCCCAAAGAAAACCCUAAGAUAUGUCCUUCGGCGUGCGCGGACGAUGUUUUCGAGACGGAGUUCCCCGAGGACCGCUGGGUCUUCAGGAACGCUAAGCAACAGGAUCUGUUGAGCGCCGCCUGUUCAAACGUCCACCCCUCAAGCAAGGACUUCGUAAAGCGCUUUUAUGCUAUCCUACCAUACUUUGACAAGGAUCAUUCGAACAUUGAGUUCCUUCACAAGCUCCGCGGGACGAUAUACGCGAUGGCCGAAGGCGACGAUAAGCUGGACCGGGAGGCUGCGAUCUACGCGACUGUAUUGAUACCGAUUGUGUUCUUGCAUAGAUACCGAGACACCUGGUGUCUACUUGAAAGGUUUCACAGAGGAUUGCGCAUCUAUCAAAUAUCGCAUCCCACUGAAAAGAGGACCGCACUGAAGCUACUCCAAAAUCUUAAGCCAGUCGAGCAUAAGAUCCGUUCCUUCAUCUCUGAUCUCCCGGGGUCUCCUGCCGUCACUCGUACGUCUCAUCCUCGUCUAGAAACGGAUGACGAGGAGCUAUACGAUCGGAAGGACGUUAAAUAUUUGAAAGAACUAAUAAAAAAUCUUGGUUAA